UUAGCUCUUCUCAGAUCGAUGAGAUCAGAGUGUUGCUUGCAUAUUUGAUCGAUCUAGUUUUGAGUGUGCAAUACCAAAACUUAAAACUUCAUACAUAUUCUUACCAUCCAGCAAAUUCAAUUCAAGAUUUGAAUUAUUGAGAGAUAGAUGGCUUUUGUUGCUUUAACUUCUCUCAUUAAAACCAUUAUCCAGAUUCAGUCUCUCCGUGAUCGAGUAGGAUCCUUCUCUUUCUUUGAAAACCUUUCUACUUUUGAAGCCCUCCUUCUCCAGUUGGAAUCCAGUCGUAAUGGUGAUGGUGAUACAGUACUGAAAUUGAGAGAUUUAGAAAUGGAAAUCAGAGAGUUUGCACUCAAAGCUGAAGAUAACAUUGAACAACACCUUAGCAACUUCCUUCUCGCUCAUCAACACGGAGGAGAAAAAGCUGCAGCUUCCCAUCAACUCCUCCUCCAUCAAACUUUGCAAGAAGCUGCAAAAUAUGCAACGCGCCUGCAAAAUAUCCAUCAAGAGUUGUUGAACAUAAUCAAAAGUAGAAGCAGCAAUGAAGUUGAUGAGGCAAAUCUAACUACUCAACCAUCAAAUGCUUGGUUAAGACAUGCUAGCGCUGCGAAUGUUGAUUCUGAUGGCAGAAUGGUUGGCCGUCACAAUGAUUGUAGAGUCAUAAAGGACCAACUCUUUUCUCCCUCUUUUGACAUACCAGGUAUAAUCUCAAUUGUUGGAAUGGUGGGUAUUGGAAAGACGACUGUAGCAAGAAAUGUGUAUGAAGAUCCAUCAGUUGCAUCACAUUUUGAUGUAAGAGGUUGGGUUACUAUGCCUUCUCAACACUACAAUAUGAGCGCAAUGCUAAGCCAACUUCUUCACUCAAUUACACCAGUAGAAGAGUCAAGUGUAAUUAAAAAGGGAAGCACUCCUCAUGAACUAGCAAUGCAGGUACGCAAAUGCUUUAGUGGUAAGAAGUAUCUAAUUGUUUUGGACAACAUUAUGAUCAAGCGAACUUGGGACCAAGCUUUGAAUGACAUCAUAGGGUGUGUUUCUAAUGGAUUAUUUGGAAGUCACAUACUACUAACCACUAGAGACUACAUCAACCUAGAUGUCCAAAGGAUAAGAUAUAUCCAUAUCCAUAAAAUGACUUUGCUAGAUCCAAAAGAAAGCUGGGAACUAUUUUGUAAUAUCCUUUCUAUUGAAGAAGAGAACUUGGCCCCUAAAUUUGAAAAAAUUAAGAAUCAUGUUGUGGAGAAAUGUGAUGGAUUACCCCAAUUAAUUGUUGAAGUUGCCAGGCGUUUAUCUAAAUGCAACAACAUACAACAAGGGUGGAAAAAGAUUGAAAAGGAAUUAGAGUCAUUGGGACUUCUAGAUCGCAGUGCACUCAGUGUUAGUUACAAUAUGUUGCCACAUCAUUUGAAAGUUUUCUUUCUAUACUUUGGAGUCUUCCCAAAACGUAAAAAAAUUCGGGUUAAAAUGCUUAUAAGGUUGUGGAUUGCCGAGGGAUUUGUGAAGCUAUUGAAACAUAAGGAGUUAGAAGAUGAAGCUUAUGACUACUUACAAGAGCUUACUGAGAGAAGUCUUCUCUUAAUUGAAGAUCGAAGUUGUAACGGAAAAAUAAAGACUUCUAGAAUGCACAGUGCCUUACAUAGCUUCGUCGUAGGAGAAGCUCAAAAAAGAGGUAUUUUAUGUGCAGUAAAUACUCAGCAACAUUCAGAAUUAUCAUUAAAAGCAUUUACAAAUUCCCGUCGUUGGCUAAGUUCUUACUCACACAGUUUUGACUAUUAUGUGCUCUUUGGUACGAACAUCCCUCGCUCCAUUUGCUUCUUUCUUGAAAAUCCUGAAAUGUUUGUUCCUCCCAAGCUGUUAAGAGUGUUGGCUUUUGAUACUUCUAUAUCACUUCAAAGAGUGCCAGUGCAAUUAGGAGGUUUAGUUUUUCUGAGAUACCUAUCCAUAACACAAUGGUUUCAGGAUCUGGAUGAUGUAGUGUCAAAUAAUCCAAAUUUAGAGACACUUGUUGUUUCCAGUAAUGGAGCACCAACAGUCAUUUGCCAUCUAGUAUUUGGAUGCCACCAAAUUUAA
Messenger RNA from Ipomoea nil (Japanese morning glory), 2061 nucleotides. Its product is annotated as putative late blight resistance protein homolog R1A-4. Gene Ontology annotation, biological process: defense response to other organism. The transcript is spliced from 2 exons. Gene Ontology annotation, molecular function: ADP binding. NCBI's taxonomy places the organism in Eukaryota, Viridiplantae, Streptophyta, Magnoliopsida, Solanales, Convolvulaceae. The record is from RefSeq and is a predicted model, not a curated record. The coding region runs from base 148 to 2061 and encodes 637 amino acids.